AUGCGAGAGAUAGAAACCGUAGAAGACUUUGAUAAAUUAUGUCAGAGUACAGCAUCUGUGGACAAAAUUUUGGUUGUCGAUUUUUAUGCUGUAUGGUGUCGUCCAUGUUCUCGAGCAAGUCCACUUUACGAGAAACUCAGUUACCGUUAUCACUAUACUGAUGUGUAUUUUAUCAAAGUAAACGUGGAUGCGUGUGCUGAAUUGACCCACAGAGAGCUUAUAAGUUCUCUCCCGACGUUUAAGCUUUACAAGGAUGGCUCUUGUAUUCGCACUUUUACGGGUAACCUUGCUUUUCCCUCACCUAUUUCCUCCCCUAAAGGUGGUAACGUUGAUGCAUUGGAGAAAGCAAUUGAUGAAGCAUAUUUAGAUGAGUCUGUUAAAGAACUUUUAGCUAAUUCAUCAUCUCCUACGUUUCAAAAGGCCAAAGCAAAGCUCUUGAGUGUCGCUAACGUUGCUGCUGCAAAAGUUGCUGUUGGCAAAUCUUUUGAGAUAAACCUAUCUGAUCCGGUCUUCGAGAAGUACUUCUUAGUGACUCCUGGCUGCAUGCAAUUCCUAUUCAGCAUGGGAUUUCAGGUGCCCAUCGAGUUAACUGAAUCCCUCAUACUACCCUCAAUUUCCAGUCUUCGACAAAUCAACAAGUUAAUCCGACAACUUCGAGGUCCACCACCUCCUAGAAUCUCUCCUAAAGAAAAUACUCUCCUUUCAAAGCUGGAAGACUAUCGCCACGACGUUGCCCUGUACGCUAACCCCGCCUAUCAGGUAUUGGCCCGAAAAGCUGUUCCUCUGGAUAAUCUCCUGAAAGAGGCAGCGGAUCUAAGUAGAACCUCUCCCAAAAACGUCGGACCCUACAGUCUUCUACGGGCUUUGUUGCGCUGGUUCAAGGAAGACUUCUUUACCUGGACACAGAAUCAAGUCUGCGACAAUUGCGGCUCUGUCAUGGUCGCGAAGUCUGGCCAUCCCACUGAAGCUGAGUUUGCUGAGGGUUCAGCUCACUUUGUGGAGAUUUACACGUGUCCCACCUCCUCCUCACAUCCACAAAAGCGCUUUCCACGUUUCAAUAACCCUGCAAAGCUCUUGCAGACAAAGGAGGGGAGGUGUGGCGAGUGGGCUGCCUGCUUCUGCUUCAUUCUCGCCUCAUUAAGGAAGGCAAAUGGGGAUGGCAAGAAGGCCGAUGCUGACGAUGAUGCUGCCAAGGGACCACCAUGGUUUCCAGGAGUUCGAUGGCUAACCGACCUUGAAGAUCUCGCCCACGAAAGAGCUGCUUCGAGCAAAGAAGGUCGUUGGGUUCAUGUUGAUCCCUGUGAGGGUCUAGUUGACGUCCCACUGGUCUAUGAACAGGGAUGGAAGAAGAAUCUUUCCUAUAUGUUCGCGUUUACAGUUCCACCUCCUACCGAAGACGCCUUACUUCGCUACGAAGGUGUGGAUGUUGCAGACGUGGUUUGGAAGUAUUCCACCGAUUUCAAGGCCGUCUGUCGACGUCGGCAAAGUGUCUCCGAAAACUGUCUGGCGCGCUAUCUCGCCCAAGUUCAUGACGAAGCUGCUCAAGCCAUUCCAGACUACGAAAAUGCGCCUUUUGGCCUCUCUACAACAGUCCAGGAACUCGCUGUCAUGAUGGUUCCUCCCAGACCCUCACUUGAGUCGCUUCAAGGCCGAAAGUCGGGAUCGGAAUCAUGGAGACGUUCUCGUCUUGAAUUUGGCAUAGCUCCACUUCCGUGGGAGGGCUCGGGCUUUGUGAUCAACCCAACACCGGCCGAACUGUCGCAAAGUUGUAUCUACAUUCGUUACAGUUGUUCCCUUGAUGCCUAUGCGAGACCCUAUCAUAAGGAGGCUCCAGCGACAACUAAUGACGACAGUGAGGUGUCUUCGCAGCGAUCCAAUGAGGGACCGAAGUACCUUAAGGAGGUUUAUAAACAGGGCUGGACGUCCAUGGCUCUGCGAUGGCGAAACAUCGCGCGAAAGGUUGAGAAGGAUUGGAAAAUGGUUUACUUGGCUCGCAAAGCGGGCUGUCAGAGCUACGAAGACGGGGUGAUCGAGUGGCUUAUUGACCUGUCUGACACAGAGUAUUCUGUGAAAGCGGUAACACUGUUUGCCACCAUGGCAAUUUUUGAAGAGCGCUCCAAAGUGACGUUAGACGUGACAACUGACAUAUCGAAGAGUCGCUCUCUUUCUGUGGGCUCAGCGCCAUUUUCCGCGUGCGCGGAUUUCGCGGGCGCUAAGCAGGUGCGGCUGACUGCACGCUUAUGGAAUGAGUUGGAGAAUACCGAUCCCUCGGUGUGGCAGAAAUCGCAGAUCUUUCGUCAGAAGGAAACCGAUCACGAUACAUGGCCUUUGGAGUUCAAGGUCUCAUUGCAAAAAGAUGAGAAAAAGGACAAAAAAUGA
This is a messenger RNA of Echinococcus granulosus, 2379 nucleotides long. RefSeq names its product Peptide-N(4)-(N-acetyl-beta-glucosaminyl)asparagine amidase. The record is from RefSeq and is a predicted model, not a curated record. Lineage: Eukaryota; Metazoa; Platyhelminthes; Cestoda; Cyclophyllidea; Taeniidae. The transcript is spliced from 8 exons. Gene Ontology annotation, biological process: glycoprotein catabolic process. Gene Ontology annotation, cellular component: cytoplasm. Bases 1 to 2379 code for a protein of 792 amino acids.